Geodia barretti is the source of this 1782-nucleotide messenger RNA. NCBI's taxonomy places the organism in Eukaryota, Metazoa, Porifera, Demospongiae, Tetractinellida, Geodiidae. The record is from the annotation of a GenBank genome assembly.
AUGGAUACCAGCAGUAUCCCACAGGUGUUUUUCGACCGUGCCGCCCAGCGCGGCGGGAAAACGGCCCACUUGGUCAAGCGGGACGGAGUUUGGCGUGAGAUUUCCUGGCAGGAGUUGCGGGACCUCGUGCGCCAAGUCGCCAGAGGCCUGCUGACGCUGGACCUGCAGGCGGGCGACCGCGUUGCCAUCCUGUCCGACAGCCGGGCGGAAUGGGUGCAGUGCGACCUUGGCAUCAUGGCCGCGGCGGGCAUUACGGUGCCGAUCUACGCCUCCUCAACGCCCGAUCAGGCCGCCUACAUUCUGCAAAACUCCGGUGCGACGGCGAUGUUCAUUGAUACGUCCGCGCAACUCGACAAGGUCCUGGCCGUUCGCGAUCAGGUCCCGACCCUGAAGCACAUCGUCAUGGUGGCGGAUGACCCGCCGGGCGCCGAUGAUUCUAUCCUGACGCUUGCCGACCUGAUUCAAAGAGGCCGCGACGCCGCCGAUCAGGAAGCCGUUCUCGAAGAGCGCCUGCAAGGCCUGACGCCGGAACACGAGGCCACCUACGUUUAUACCUCGGGCACCACGGGGCCGCCCAAGGGGGUCGUGCAAACCCACGGCAACCACCUGUUCAUGAUGGAGAGUUGCGGCGCGAUCACCGACCUUGGCGAGGGCGACGUUAAUCUGCUUUUUCUUCCUCUGGCGCAUUCGUUCGCGCGCCUCGAAUCCUUCCUCGGCUUUUACAAGGGCUGGACCACCGCCUUCGCGGAAAGCAUCGACGCAUUGUCGCAGAACAUGCGCGAAGUCCGGCCCAUGCUGGUGAUGAGUGUGCCGCGGGUCUAUGAAAAGGUUUACGCCAGCGUGCAAGCCGGUGCUGCCGGGUCGCCCGUCAAGCGAGCCAUCUUCAACUGGUGCGUCGGCGUCGGGCGACAGGCCAGUCGCCUGCAGCAACAGGGCCAGCUGCUGCCGCUGGGCCUCAGCCUGAAAAGACACUUGGCACACCGGCUGGUGUUCGGGAAACUCCACGAAGCGCUCGGCGGGCGGUUGCGCUACUUCGUGUCCGGCGGCGCACCGCUGGCGCGGGAAAUCGCCGAGUUCUUUCACGCUGCCGGCCUGCUCAUCCUGGAAGGCUACGGUCUCACGGAGACCUGCCCGGCACUGACCGCCAAUCGACACGACAACUACAAAUUUGGCACUGUUGGCCUGCCGGUGCCGGGUGUGGAACUGCGCCUCAGCGACGACGACGAAAUCCUGGCGCGCGGGCCGAACAUUGCCAGUGGCUACUACCAGCGGCCGGAGGCGACGGCGGAGGUGUUUCUUGAUGAUGGCUGGUUCGCCACCGGGGACAUCGGCGAGAUCGAUGCGGAUGGCUUUCUGCGCAUCACCGAUCGCAAGAAGGACCUCCUGGUUACGGCCGGCGGCAAGAACGUGGCGCCGCAAAACAUCGAGAAUCUGCUCAAGGGCGAUCCGCUCAUCAGCCAGGCGAUGGUCUAUGGCGACCGCCGCCCCUUUCUGACCGCCGUGCUCACCCUCGACGUGGAGUCCGCGACGGCCUAUGCCCGGGAGUUGGGCAUCAGCGGCGACACGGUUGCUGAGUUGGCCGAAAACCCGCAAAUCCGCACCCUGCUGGAGGGCCGUGUGGAACGGGUCAACCAGCGCUUGGCGCCGUAUGAGUCGAUCAAGAAGUUUGUGAUUGCGCGGGAGGAUUUUACGGAGGCAAGCAACGAAUUGACGCCGACGUUGAAGGUCAAACGGCAGGUGGUGACGCAGAAAUAUCAGGCUGAACUCGAUCAGCUCUAUUGA